Sitodiplosis mosellana (orange wheat blossom midge) is the source of this 2905-nucleotide messenger RNA. RefSeq lists its product as uncharacterized. Bases 1249 to 2865 code for a protein of 538 amino acids. The record is from RefSeq and is a predicted model, not a curated record. The transcript is spliced from 7 exons. Lineage: Eukaryota; Metazoa; Arthropoda; Insecta; Diptera; Cecidomyiidae.
GAAUAUUCAUGGCGAUGUUUGUCAUUGUCUGUGUCAAAACAACCACACAAACAAAAAUAUUAUUUUGAAUUUCAGUAUUUUUGAAGUAGUAUUUCCGCUCAACAAACAUAAAAUGCACGAUACGUUUGGUUGUUUUGUUGCAGCACCCGAAAAUCGCAGAAGAAAAAAAACGAUAACAAGUGUUUAUAUGGCAAUUCCUAUAUGUCAUUGAAUGCAAAUUUGGUAUUGUAUUGUAUGUACAGGAGAGCGCAGAGUCAUCACGAUGGAACUUAUUCUGAGUCUGAGUGUGCUUCCUUUGAUAUGCAAAUAAGCAAUAGGAAUUUAUUUUGGUAAUGUCACUUGAAAUUGCAACGUCUUCUCCAUUUUUCUCUCGUAUGAAAAUUAUUACCGUACACCGACAAAACUUUCCAUUUUUCUGUGAAACUAUUGCGAUAAGAAUGUGUUUUUCAGUUUCUAUUGAAAUCAUUUUGGUGUUUUUCGCUUCACAACGCUCAGUGUCUAUAAGUCGAACAGAGAGCAAAACCAAGAAAUACGACAAAAAAAAUCAUGAGUAUUCUGGUAUGGUAUAUAAGUGUUCACUAUCAGCAUUGUUCCUGAACAUAAUAAAUAAACAAGAUAAUUUGUCGAAGUACAUAUACCCAAAAAUAAACGAAGACAGAAUGAGAAAAAAUUACAACUUUUUCCAUUUCAUCAUUGUAUCAACAUUAAUGCGACUUCAUGCUGCCAUUCGUUUCCAUUUAUUCUAAAUGGAUCGGCUUAGUUUAAGAAUGAAAAAUGAUAGAUUGUACAUACAUGCUGGCAGGCGUAUAUUGAAUCUAUUUGUACAAUGGGAAUGAAUGCAACAAGCGAUAAGUUUCUAUCUAUUCAGUUUUUUCUUUCGGUGUGCUGUCUCCAAACAUAAUUCUAACGCAAUAAUUUUUUUUUUUCAUUCAUGUGCGAUGUACAUACUUCUGUUGGAAAUAGUUUCUGUUAAUAAUUGUAGUAAAUAGUGUGUAAUCUGACUUAUGUGCCUGCUAUUCAGUUCCAAAUUCUGUUGGCAGUGGCAUCGAUGGUUUAGUGCAGGAUUAUUUGAAUGUCGAGAAAAAUUUAUGGCAUUUGGUGCGUUCAACAAAUGUGCACAGCAACGACGAUUCAUUGGUCCAUAUUUAUGAGGUGCACGAAAGGUUUUUGGGUAAUAAUUUUGGUGAAGCCGGCAUAUUCGAUGCACUAUCGAAACAAGAACGAACAAUUUCGGAUGGAAAUCGAAUCAUGGAACGGCAUAUAUGGCGUAUUGUAGACAGCAUCCAACAUAUCAAUAUCACUGCACUAAAUACACAACGAAUAUUGAGCCAUAACCAAUACGAGUAUCUGCCGAAUAUGAUGAAAGAUAUUGCACAAAAUAUGCCGAAAAUGGUUGCAACGCUUUGCAAAUAUACCGAUAUGGCCUUUUGGAUGUUCAUAAAAAAUAAUUCACAAGUUUGCCACAAGGAUGUUGUGAAUGUGCUGUCGGAGAACCAAGCACUAGCCGAAUUUUACGUUGAAAUCCUUGCCGCACUACUGAAAUGUUAUAUGCUGCUUCAGAUGACUUAUAUGGUCCAAACAGUUAAUGAUCUCGGCAACUUUAAUGACCCGGCUGACCAACUACGUGAAAGUUUCACAUACAAUGUGACCACCAUUCAGAACUACGUGAUAUUUGAGCUAAAAAACGCAAGCCGAGCGGUAUGGGCAUGCGACCCAGAUGAUUUCAAUGAUCCAGAUUCGUACAUCGAAAUAACGAGAUUCUAUCAAGGAAUUGUGGAAAAUGAAAUCAAUUUAAAUCCUGAAGCCAAAUGCCAACAAACCUGUGAGGAAUACACCGAAACAAAGCAUUACCAUUGUGCUGAAGACAGUUUUUGCGACCAUUUAACCGAUCCAUUGUUGAAAUCGAAACUCAUUUGCAAUGGAACCAUACUGAACUGUCGACAUUUGGAUAGUAGCUUCAACAUAUGCCCAGCGGAGGAAAGCUCUGCUAGACGCUACAACUUUCUCGAGUACGAUGAUGGAAGUGCGUUGGGUGGCGAAAGCAAUUGCAAUCGUUUACAUGUCGUUCGGGCGAAUUCGUGGUGGAGUUGGUUUGUUCAUUGCAGCAAUUGUUUUUGCUAUUGUGACGAACCGGGCAUACAGUCCGACAGAUACUUCAGUCUUCGGUCUGUCGUUUCAAAUACAAAUGAGAACAAAGUUAUCUCUGGUGUUGGCUUCACAAAAGUCAAUCGAAUUAUCCAGUUGAAAAUUUCGGAACGAGAAUUGUUGCCAAAUGGAACAUUCAGUCAAAUAGAUGUGACAAAUAUGGCGGAUCAAAGUUUUUGGCGGACAUCCAAGGAAUUUUCAAUUGAUGACUAUGAUGUUGAAGAGGGCGUUGAUUAUCAUACACUGUCAUGGUUUAAUCGAUCCAUUGAUUUGGACACAGUUAUUGAUGAUGCUCGAGUUGUUACGGGCGUGCGUUUUCGCGUUGUCAAUUCUCAUAUACGUCUCGAAGUGCGAGUCACCAAUUUCAACUAUCAAACUGGUAAACUAAUCGAUAUUCAGCGCAGCGAAUGGCUUUAUAACAAGAAUUCAACGGAAAAAAAGCUACUCGAACUACAGUAUCCGGAUCGUUCAACUCGGUCAAAGCAAAAAUCGAUACCGAUUCAUGGAAAAAAUCAUUAUAUCAACUUUCAAUCCACCGACAUGAAUGAUGCUUCACAAAGCACUGUCCCCUUCCUCGAUUCGCAUCUUGUCGAAUCGCAAAAACCGCUGGCUGGCGUGGGAUUAUACUAUAAAACACAAUUCGGAUAUGGUGGUUUUAUCGCUGCGAAGCUCAUUGUGUUUGAUGCAUCUUUAGACAUAACGCCAAUUAAUAACUUUUGAACAGUUUAACGAAUAAAAACAUGAAUUUAUCUGGUUUAAA